GUACUAGUUUGUUUUAUAAUGAUAUCAUUUUCUGAAAAAGUAUAGUCUUUACAUUAUAAGCACUUCACCAAUAAUGCAAUUGAAUGAUUCCCUGGAUGAUGACUUUUUACUUGGAAGGUCUCCUCUUACAUACAACAUCUCCUUCAAUAUUGUAGUCAUUGAGACUAAGUUCAUCUCUUUGGCAUCAAGUUUCUAUCCCUCUGAUUUUCAUCUAAGAACAAGCACACAGAUAAUUCAUCUCCUUCAACCCUUUGCCCUAAUCUUCUUUCCUUCCAUCAGAACAAGCACACGGAUAAUUCAUCUCCUUCAACCAUUUGCCCUAAUCUUGUUUCCUUCCAUCAGAACAAGGUUGUAUUUUGCAAUGGAGUAUGUGGAGCUAUUGAAAGAUAUGUGGUCAUCCAUUUCUAAUUACUUCAACUACCACAAAAUUCUUAAUGAGAAUCUCACAACUCUAAGAGAGAAAAGGAGAAGACUCGAGUGUCGAGAAGAAGAUAUCAAUACUGUGUUAGAAAAUGCACAGAACAACCGUCGAAAGAAGGCAAAGAGAGAAGUUGAAAAUUGGUUGAUGGAAGUGCAAGUUGUAAAAGACGAUGCACAACAGAUAGAACAAGAAGCUGGAGAGAGAAGAUAUUUUUCAAGAUUCAGUUUCCUAAGCCAAUUUGAAGCGAAUAUGAAAAAGGUAGAUGAGAUGUUUGAGUCGGGGAAUUUUCCUAAUGGGAUUUUAAUUGAUGUACAUCAAGAUGAAGGAAAUGCAUUGUUAACAGCACAGCUAAUAGGUGAAACUACAUACAAAAGAAAUUUGGAGAACAUUUGGACAUGCUUAGAGAAAGGUGAAAUCCAAAGCAUUGGAGUUUGGGGAAUGGGAGGGAUUGGCAAAACAACUGUCGUUACUCAUAUUCACGAUUUGCUCUUGGAAAAUAGGGACACUUUCGGUCAUGUCUAUUGGGUGACUGUAUCAAAAGACUCCAGCAUUCGUAGGUUGCAGGAUGCUAUUGCUGGAAAAAUAAAUUUAGAUUUCUCAAAAGAGGAAGAUGAAAAGAUAAGAGCUGCUUUAUUAUCAGAAGCAUUGCAGAAGAAAAAGAAAUUUGUUCUUCUAUUAGAUGACGUAUGGGAAGUUUAUGUCCCACGGGCGGUUGGAAUUCCAAUUGGAGUUGAUGGAGGAAAACUAAUCAUAACCAGCAGAUCAAGGGAUGUGUGCCUAAGAAUGGGAUGCAAAGAAAUUAUCAAAAUGGAACCACUUUCUGAGGUAGAAGCAUGGGAGCUUUUCAACAAAACACUUGAGCGGUACAAUGCACUGAGUCAAAACGAAGAAGAAAUAGCCAAGGAUAUUAUCAAGGAAUGUGGCGGUUUGCCUCUUGCCAUUGUCACUACAGCUAGAAGUAUGAGUGUUGAGUAUAGCAUUGCUGGAUGGAGGAAUGCAUUGAAUGAGUUGAGGGAACAUGUUGAAGGGCACACAAUCGACAUGGAAAAUGAUGUAUUUAAAAUAUUGGAAUUCAGCUACAAUCGCUUGAAUAAUGAAAAACUUCAAGAAUGUUUAUUGUACUGUGCAUUGUUUCCUGAAGAUUAUAAGAUUAGAAGAGUGUCUUUGAUCGGAUACUGGAUUGCUGAGGUGUUGGUAGAAGAAAUGGGAAGUUGGCAAGCAGAGCGUGAUAGAGGGCAUGCUAUAUUGGACAAACUUGAAAAUGUGUGUUUGUUGGAAAGAUGUGACAAUGGAAAAUAUGUAAAGAUGCAUGAUGUGAUUAGGGACAUGGCUAUCAACAUAUCGAAAAAGAAUUCUCGAUUCAUGGUGCAAAUCGGAAGAAAUCUGGAAGAUCUCCCAAGCGAUAUAGAGUGGUCAAAUAAUAAUGUAGAAAGAGCUUCAUUAAUGGGAAGUGGCGUCCUUUCAACUUUGAUGUUUGUACCAAACUGGCCUAAGCUUUCCACCCUGUUUCUUCAAAAUAACAUGCUUUCUUAUUCAUCUCGGCAUACUCUAGAUAGAGGUCUUCCAAAUUCCUCCUUUGUGCACAUGCUGGGCCUUAGAGUUCUAAACCUGUCAGACACAAACAUUGCAUUCCUACCAAAUUCUAUUUAUGACAAAGUGAAACUUCGAGCUCUAAUUCUUUGUAAUUGUCCAAAAUUAAAGCGGGUAGGUUCAUUGGCAAAGCUUAAAGAAUUGAGAGAGUUGAAUAUCAGUGAUAGUCAAAUGGAAACAAUACCUGAUGGUAUAGAGAAAUUGGUCCACCUUAAACAUUUCAAUUGGUCCUCAGAUUCUUUCUAUUCCAAUCCUCUUUCCAAUCCUCUUUCCAAUCUUUUUUCCUAUCUUGUUCAACUGCAGUGUCUAAGACUUGAUGAUUCAAGACUUCCGGAUGUAGGAGUGGAGGAGCUGAGUGGGUUGAGAAAGUUGGAGAUCCUUGAAGUCAAGUUUUCCAGUCUACACAAUUUCAAUAGCUACAUGAUGACAGAACACUACGGAAGACUUACUCACUAUCAUGUUGGAUUAAAUGGAUUCGGAUAUUUUCUAUCAGGAGAAACUGGAAUUUGUAAAGCAGUAACAGUGGAGCAAUUUAAUCUGGAAGGAGGAAAAGACAAUGAUGACUACCAUCUUGUGCUCCCUACCAAUGUCCAGUUUUUCCAGAUAAAACAAUGCCAUCUUCCCACUGGCUUAUUGGACGUUUCUCAAUCCCUCAAGAUGGCGACGGAUUUAAAAGCAUGUUUGAUAUCAAGAUGCAAGGGGAUAGAAUACUUGUGGUGGGUAGAGGACUGCAUUGCCUCAUUAAACACAUUGUGGCUUGAUAAAUUGCCAAGCUUAAGGGUUCUCUUCAAAUUGAGACCAAUCGAUAUUGUACGUUGUUCCAGUCUCAAGAGCUUGUACGUGAGUUACUGUCACAAUCUCAAGCACUUGUUCACGCCUGAGUUAGUGAAGUACCACCUCAAAAACCUUCAAAGCAUUCAUGUCGGCAAUUGCAGACAAAUGGAGGAUCUAAUAGUAGCAGCAGAGGUAGAAGAAGAAGAAGAAGAAGAAGAAGAAGAAGAAGUCAUUAAUCAAAGGCAUAAUCUCAUCCUCUGUUUCCCCAACUUACAGAGUUUGAUGUUGGAAGAUCUACCAAAAUUGAAGAGCAUAUGGAAGGGAACAAUGACUUGUGAUUCUCUACAACAACUUACAGUAUUCAAUUGCCCAAAGCUUAGAAGGCUUCCUCUUUCUGUGCAAAUAAACGAUGGUAGUGGAGAAAGACGAGCUUCAACACCGCCCCUCAAACAAAUCAGAGGACAAAAAGAGUGGUGGGAUGGGUUGGAAUGGAACACACCUCAUGCCAAAUCUAUAUUUGAACCCCUUACUACGUUUGAAAGCGACACGGAUUAUUAUUCGAUAAUAUCUGAUUUCAUGAUUGAUGUACAAGAUAUUUUUGAAGAUGUGUGUUUUUUGAAUAGGAAUUUUGAUGCUGAGACGAUGUGAAAUCAAUUCGGAAGAUUCUUGAUUGGGCAACAUGACAUCAAAAUGCAUUUGUAUAUGCAUAUUGAUCCUUUUAAUUUGCAAGACACUAAAAGUUUCAAACUUUUUUUUUUAAUCUCAUGUCUAAUUAUAAUGUUGUAUUUAUUUGAAGAUAUUAUUUAAGAUGACUCAUUGUUAUGUUAUGCUUGUAAUGUCAGUAUUUUUAUGGUAUCAUAUGAUA
Messenger RNA from Vitis riparia (riverbank grape), 3650 nucleotides. Its product is annotated as putative disease resistance protein At5g05400. Lineage: Eukaryota; Viridiplantae; Streptophyta; Magnoliopsida; Vitales; Vitaceae. The transcript is spliced from 7 exons. Gene Ontology annotation, molecular function: ADP binding. The record is from RefSeq and is a predicted model, not a curated record. The coding region runs from base 74 to 3433 and encodes 1119 amino acids.